AGUGUAGUGUUUGGCUGACAAGAGGGCAGUGGGGGCGAGUGUGGAUUCAGGAUAAUUUCAAACAGAAUAUUAAAAUAAAGGCGCGAAGUAGACUAGAAGUCAGAGUAUGAAUCAGGGAGCGAAAAGAGGAAGGACAAGCAGCCUAGGGCAGAGGGAAAAGUUAUUAAAAGAAAGACAUGUUUCAGGAACAAUCAGGCGCUGCUGCUGCCGCCUAAAAAAAGUGAAGCCAAGGAAGCUUGUGGGAUUUGUAGUUUUACUGAGGCAUUAGGUUGGAAGAUGGCGGAAAUAAGUUGCGCAGACGCAGACGCGGCAUCCACCUGCGCAUGCGUCUCGGUUGGGCCCUCGCCGCGAGGGGGUGGAGCUUGUGCGCGUCGUCGCGCCUUUUCUUGUUGGCGGGAAAGCUGGGUCGAAGUUGGAGGCGCUUGCUUGUUCUCUGCGAUAACUCACUUCUCCCCUCGCGUUUUUAUCCUUCUUGCUACAGAAGGCAGCUGUUUCUUCUCCGGUUGCAGUCGAAGAGGUGAAGAAAGUGUAGUUUCUGAGCUGAAUGAUGACAACAUUGCAGAAUAAAGAAUGUGGAAAGGGAUCAAAGAAAACCUUUGCCCCACCUGCACAAAAAAAGCAUAGCUUGGUACUUUGUAGCCCUAAUGCAGCCAAGGAGGAGACCCUGGGUAUCAGUUUUCCAGGGACAGAGGGCAGGCUAGAGAAGAAGGAUAAAGCAACUACAGAGAAUGGUCCAAGCAAUGACCAGGAGAAAAAAGGAAAGACUGAAGACAACAAGCAAGCACAGAAGAAAGAAAAGGAAAAAUCAAGUCUUACCAAUGCAGAAUUUGAGGAGAUUGUCCAGAUUGUGCUACAGAAGUCCCUCCAGGAGUGCUUGGGGAUGGGAUCUUCCCUUGAUUUUGUAGAGACUUCUUAUGCCCAGCCUGUAACACAUACCCCAUCAGACAAGCAACCUGGAAUCACUUCUGCUACUGAUAAGGAUAAUGCUGAUGAAGAGAGGAUAAUGGUGCAUAAUUCUCCAGAGAUUUUGGUCUCUCAGGAAGAUAAAGUUGUCUCUGAGAUAAAGACAUCUAAGCCAGGCCAGCCAGACCCUACAGCCGUUGUGAAGAAAUUCAAUAGACUUUCCUUAAGCAAAAGAAAUAAAGAAGCUCAAAAUGAGAAAAUGGAGAAAGCCCAAGGUGGACAUGAGCAUAAACAAAAAGAUCAAUCAAAGAAAAUGGUUCACAGUCAUUCUCAGAUCAGACACCAGCAAAAAGGAAAGAAAAGUGGUUUUGGUCUGUAUCAAGUCUGGGUCCAGUGUUCCUUUCCAAACUGUGAGAAAUGGAGGCGGCUGCCUGGGAACAUUGACCCUUCAGUUCUCCCAAAUAAUUGGUCCUGUGAUCAGAAUACAGACUUGGAAUAUAAUCACUGUGAUAUUCCUGAGGAGACCUGGAUAGGGCACGAGAGUGAUGUGGCCUAUGCCUCCUACGUCCCAGGAUCCAUCAUCUGGGCCAAGCAGUAUGGUUAUCCUUGGUGGCCAGGCAUAAUAGAAUCUGAUCCUGACCUGGGAGAAUAUUUUCUUUUUGCUUCUCACCUCGAUUCACUGCCGUCUAAGUACCACGUGACAUUUUUUGGAGAAACAGUUUCUCGUGCUUGGAUUCCAGUCACCAUGCUAAAGAACUUCCAGGAGCUGUCCCUGGAGUUAGCCAGAGUGAAAAAGUACAGAAACAAGGAAUGUUGCCACAAACUGGGGGCAGCCUUAAUGAUGGCUCAAGAGGCAGAACAGAUCAGCAUUCAGGAGCGGGUUAAUUUAUUUGGUUUCCGGAGUCGAUACAACAGAUCUGACUGUAGUGAGGAAGGAAAAGAUUUAAUGCUCUCUGGGGAUAACAAGCCAGAUUCCUGCUUGGAGAAAGAGGAAGAGGAGUCAGUGAAGGAGAAGGAGGAAAAAAAGAAAGAGAAAAAAGACCCAGUUUUGCCCCAUCCCAAACCAGCCAAAAGACAGACCAAAAAACCCAAGCAAAAGAGAAUUAAAUAAAUUUCCUUCAUGAUUGGGGUUGAUUCAGGCAUGGCAGAUGGACAAGAUGGGAUCCUGCAAGGGAAGAUGAUGAAGAGAUCUCUGGACAGUGAAUCUGCAGCUCCUAUACCCAUAAAAAGAAGGAACAAAGGACAAGGAAAUUCAGAUUCUGACCAGCCAGGCCCUAAGAAAAAAUUUAAAGCUCCCCAAAGCAAGGCCUCAGCAACAAGCUUAUCGGAGAAAAAAGAAAUGAGAAUGGUAGCAAAGGACCUGACCCUACCAGCGUGUCACAGAGCCUGUCCCUCAGGUGGGAAUGAAGUGCCUAGACCCAAGGAACCACUGACUCAGGAGGCUGGAAGUGUCCCCACUGAAGAUGAAGCCUCCAGUGACCUGGACCUGGACCAACUCAUGGAAGAUGUUGGGAGAGAGCUGGAACAGAGAGAGGAGCUGAAGCACAGAGAUGAUGAAGAGGAGUUUGCGGUGGCCUUCUUUGAGGAAUAAUUAAUGCCUGUGCCAUUUCUGUUCUCACUCCCCUUCUCCGGAGUGCAGGAGGGAAAAACUAUAAGUAAGGUACCUGAGAAGUUGAUAAGUAUUGUUAAGUGGCAAUGAGACUCAAGUCAGAGUUAUGAAGUUUACGAGUUAAUAAAGCAAGUUACU
This is a messenger RNA of Tupaia belangeri chinensis (Chinese tree shrew), 2650 nucleotides long. It is a transcript of the gene ZCWPW1, whose product is annotated as zinc finger CW-type and PWWP domain containing 1. Gene Ontology annotation, cellular component: nucleus. Gene Ontology annotation, molecular function: zinc ion binding. The transcript is spliced from 17 exons. Lineage: Eukaryota; Metazoa; Chordata; Mammalia; Scandentia; Tupaiidae. The record is from RefSeq and is a predicted model, not a curated record.